This is a messenger RNA of Psylliodes chrysocephalus, 453 nucleotides long. Lineage: Eukaryota; Metazoa; Arthropoda; Insecta; Coleoptera; Chrysomelidae. The record is from the annotation of a GenBank genome assembly.
AUGCACCUUACCAACACCCCAACAGGAAACUCGGUUACCACUUCUACCCCAGAAGGAACCACCAGCCUCAUCCAAGAAACAUACACCAAAAUGACCAGCGAUAUCCUUGCUGAAAGAACAUUAAACGAUUUCUUAAGUGAGCAUCCGGGCGAACUUGUAAGGACCGGAAGUCCUUUAUUUGUUUGUACUGUUUUACCUCCGCAUUGGAGGUCGAAUAAAACGCUUCCAGUGGCUUUUAAAGUGGUCGCACUGGGGGAUAUCGGAGACGGGACUGUAGUGACUGUUAAAGCAGGUAACGAUGAAAAUUAUUGUGCGGAAUUGAGAAACUGUACGGCUGUUAUGAAAAAUCAAGUAGCUAAAUUUAAUGAUCUUAGGUUUGUUGGGAGAAGCGGAAGAGCACAUUUGGACAAUAUAAUAAUACCAUUUAAAUACUUGUUAUACCUUCACAAUUAG